AUGAAAUGUCGCCUCGUUGGUUGCGCUGACGAGUGCCGAUACCCGGCACGCGACCGUCAAGUCAAAGUUAGCGAAAGCUAUCUUGAGCAAAUACUGGCUGAAAUUCAACGCCUCCGAGCGCAAUCAGCAUCCUCGGCGAACACGCCCGAGGCUCGUCCAGGUCCAGAAGCCGACCAUACCCGCCUUGGUCCAGACGGGCAAGAUGAAGCGGGAAACGAAAAUGAUAAUAGCACCAGCGUUCGAAAUCCCAUAAUCGGAGACCGGGCUUGGUUUCACGCCUAUGACCCGUCGGCGCCACCAAUAUUCGUUGGCGAGGCCGCCUGUACGGCGUUCGCGACGCGCUUCCGCCAGUUCUUAACGGGCAGCAAUGCAACAGCACAUAUUCGACGCACGCAGUACGUCAAAGAAGAGAACAUUGCCCUCGCAAAUGCUGGCGAGAUUCGAUGGCCGAGUCUCCAGCAGGCGCGGCUGCUGGUGAAGAUCGCAAUUCGCCAGAUUAGCUGCGUGUACCAUGUGCUGCUUCGAAAAUCAACCCUAGACAAACUGGAGGAGAUUUAUCGGACUGGCGACUUUGAGUGCACAGUUAAUCAGUGCAAAUUCUUUGCGUUGUUUGCAUUUGGAGAGGCGUAUUCGAUGCGCAGUGAGCCGGCUUCCGGGAGUAGGGUUCCGGGGACGUCUUACUUUGCGAGGAGUCUGAGUCUCGUGCAGGUACUGCCUGAGAGGACGAGCAUUACGCACCUGGAGACGUUAUUACUUUUGUCCCUAUUCUCCUACUACCUAAACCGCCGCCACUCAGCAUACGUCCUCAUCGGCAGUGCCAUGCGCCUCGGCCUCUGCAUAGGGCUAAACCACAACAUCCCUGAAUCCCAACUCAUUGAUCCCGUUGAGCGGCAGCACCGCGUGCGAAUUUGGUGGACAAUCUAUAUCUUCGACCGUAUGUGGGCGUCGAAGAUGGGCUUACCAUCACAAAUACUAGACGAUGACAUCCACCUCGACAUGCCGUCAAGCACAUUGCCGAAUCAGACUUACGAUGAGCAAUUCACAGACGUGGAGUUCCUCAAGGCCAACAUUAACCUCGCACGAAUUGUCGGCGAGACGACGGCAAAGGUCUAUAGUCGACGCAAGUAUAACGAGACGUUCCUGCAACGGGUGCAGAAGUUGCUCAAAGCGUUGAAGAACUGGGUUGAUACGUUGCCUGAGCAUCUACGACUAAACGUUGAUGAUCCCGAGAUGAAUACAAAGCAGGUUACGUCCAUACAUCUUGCUUUCAAUCAGUGUGUCAUCUUAACCACCCGGCCAACUCUACUACAUCUCCUCAAACUCACGGAAACCUCAACCACGUCCUCCCCAAACCCCCCUCAGGAAACCGUAUCCCAGCCCCUUCAAACUCUCGGCGAAGCUUGUAUCCACGCCGCCCGCCAUUCCCACUCGAUAAUCCUCACGAAGUGGAUUAACGGCUCUUUGCCCGUCUUCGGUUACUUUCAUGCGCAUUAUCUCUUCUCAGCAUCGCUCGUGCUCGCUAUGUCUGCAUUUGUGCCGCUGCCUCUCGGUAGUCCUGCAGAUCUGAAUGCCUUCGAAACGAGCCUUGAGGUGUUGGCGAAUAUGAGUGAGAAUGGGAAUUUGGCGGCAAGCGAGUUCUAUCACAACCUUCAGAGCGUGAGAGGGUGUCUUGACCCUUGGAGGGCAGACCGGGGAGUUGCCAGUAGAUGUACGAGUAGGAAUGGUGGGGGCCAGAGUCAAAGUCGGGGGCCGUUUGGGGCUGCAGCUGGCCCUUCUGCGCCAUUAACUCCGUCAACCCCUUCUGAGAGGCCAGCAGGAUACGAGCAGACCUCAGUCCCAGCCACGGUUGCAGGCUCCGUCCCCAAUCUCUUGUCGACCUACAAUCAGCCCAACUUUAACUACAGUCAUACCCCGACGAUUACCACUACGUUGCCGGAACAAGGGCCAAGUCAAAUUCCAGACCGUACAGCAGGAGGUUUUACUACUGCAAUGGCAUUCAUGGAACCCACAAUGCAGGAUUUUCUGGCACAGUCUGAUCUGGAUUUGGGACUACUGAACCCGGUCGAGACGUUCAUGGAUCAUGUGGAAGGUUUAUAUUCAGGGCAUGAAUUUUCGUUUUACCUUUUGUAUUGA
Messenger RNA from Aspergillus mulundensis, 2133 nucleotides. Its product is annotated as transcription factor domain-containing protein. Gene Ontology annotation, molecular function: sequence-specific DNA binding; zinc ion binding. Lineage: Eukaryota; Fungi; Ascomycota; Eurotiomycetes; Eurotiales; Aspergillaceae. The transcript is spliced from 5 exons. Gene Ontology annotation, cellular component: nucleus. Gene Ontology annotation, biological process: positive regulation of transcription by RNA polymerase II; DNA-templated transcription. The record is from RefSeq and is a predicted model, not a curated record. The coding region runs from base 1 to 2133 and encodes 710 amino acids.